CUAACACAGAAAAUGAUUUAUUGACAGGUGAAGCAUUUACCGAUCAAGGGAACCAGAAUAUUACGGACCCGAAUAAUGAAAAUUUUCAGAUUCCCAUUACGCCUUUAAAUGAGAACGAAAUGGAGAGUAUUAAAAAGUUGGAAUCUCUUGGAUUCCCGAAACACUUAGCGUUGGAAGCCUUCAUUGCUUGUGAUAAGAACGAGGAAAUGGCGGCCAACUAUUUGUUUGAGAAUAUGAAUGACUACGCGUCAGAAAAGAAUUGCCUUAGCAAAACUUUUUACAUAUGUAGCACAUUUUACGUUUGCUUAAUGACAUUAUUUAAUUGUUACAAUAUCGUUUUGGUUAACUUUUUGU
This is a messenger RNA of Plasmodium cynomolgi strain B, 354 nucleotides long. RefSeq names its product DNA repair protein RAD23. NCBI's taxonomy places the organism in Eukaryota, Apicomplexa, Aconoidasida, Haemosporida, Plasmodiidae. The annotation marks the transcript as partial. The record is from RefSeq and is a predicted model, not a curated record. Gene Ontology annotation, molecular function: protein binding. Gene Ontology annotation, biological process: nucleotide-excision repair. The transcript is spliced from 2 exons.